Plasmodium berghei ANKA is the source of this 3111-nucleotide messenger RNA. Its product is annotated as translation initiation factor eIF-2B subunit delta, putative. The coding region runs from base 1 to 3111 and encodes 1036 amino acids. NCBI's taxonomy places the organism in Eukaryota, Apicomplexa, Aconoidasida, Haemosporida, Plasmodiidae. The transcript has a single exon. The record is from RefSeq and is a predicted model, not a curated record.
AUGGAUGAUAAAUUUUAUUUAACUUUUUCUAAAAGAAAAAAAAAAAAAGUGAGUGGAACAAUAAAUAAAGAAAAAUUUAAAAAGAAUUUUUCCAAAAGCGAAAAAUAUGUUAAAGUGUCAAUAUUAAAUAAAAACACGAGUAAAAAAACUCUUCUACACACAUUAUUUAAAGGUUUUGUAAAGCCUUGUAAUGAAAAAAAUACAGUAUUUUAUUCCAUUCUAUGUAUUAUUAAUAAUAUAUAUAAAUGUCCCUAUUUUACAAAGCAUCGAUGCUUAAUAUGUAAGCCAUUAUAUUAUAAUAGGAUAUUAAAAUUGAAACAAGCAAGUGAAGAUAAUGAUAAAAGCGAUGAUGUUGAUGAUGACCCAAGUGCAUCCUUGAAAUAUAAUUUAUACUAUAAUAGGAGGAAGGUAGAUAUAAGUGGGGUAACAAAAGAAGACAAAAAAAAUGACAUAAGCGAUAUUUCAAGUCCAAAUACUAGUAACAACAAAUUCGAAAGUAUUAAUAAAAACAAUGAAACUAUUUCAAAUAAUUGUGUGCGGGAAAAUUAUUCUCAUACAUGCACAGAUAAAGAAAGUUCUAAAAUAGAUAGCGAGGAAAAGAAGCAAGGAAAAAGUGUGUCAGUGCAAAAUUUCCAAGAAGAAAAUGAAGAUGAGAGAGAUGAUGAUAAUAAAAUAAAAAAAAAUAAAAUAAAAAGGGAAGAAAUUAAACAUGAUAAGAAUGAAAAAGGAGAAAAUUAUGAAGAAAGUAAAAACACAAUAAUAUAUGACCCUUUAAAAACAAGCAUAAUAAACAAUAAAACAAAAUUAAGUUUAAAUAAUAACAAACAAAAUAAUUCUUCUAAUAAAACAAAUUUAUUUAGUACAUGCCCAGUUCCUAAUAUCUUAAAUGGGAAAUUAAAUUUGUCUAAUAUCCAGGAAUAUAAUUUUUUAUCGCAUGAUAAUAAAAUAAAUUACUUAGAUUUAUAUAAUUUUGAUUUAUUUGAUAAGACAAAUAUAUAUGAUAAAAUAUUGUUAGAUCUUAAUCAAAACGAAAUACACACAAAUAUAUUAAGAACAGGAAUAUAUUUUAAUAAAUAUAUGAAUACAACACAUAACCAUAGGAAUGUUGAUCUGUUAAUGGCAUUAAAAUCAUUUAUAAAAGAUUAUACACUACCCCCUUACGAGCCAAUUAAUAGGCAUAUGAAAAUUGUGAUUGAUAAAGAGAUAAAUUAUAUUAUAAUGUGUAAAAAGCAUAGCAUAAGUAUGGGAGAAGUAAUUAGGUGGUUUAAAAAUAUGGUAACAGAAAGUAUAGGUAAACAUGUUUUAGACGAAAUAAAAGAAAUAAUUAUUAAUAAUAUUAAUAAUUAUAUAAGAACUAAGAUAAUUAUUCCAUCUAUAAAUAUAUCAAAUUAUGUAUCAGAAUAUAUAAUUGAAGAUAAGGAUAUUUUAUUAAUAUAUACAUUUGAUUAUGAUAUAUAUAUAUCUAUGAUAAAUGCAAAAAAAAAAGGAAAAAUGUUCGAAAUUUUCUUAGUAGAUUCAGAACCAUAUAAAAAUUCACAUAAUAUAAAAUUAUAUAUUAAAUUGGGUAUACCUGUUACAUAUACAUUACUUAGUAGCUUAUCUUAUAAUAUUAAAAAAUGUACUAAAGUUUUAUUAGGUAUUGAUUCUAUUAUGCAUAAUAAUAUAUAUGGUUAUGCAGGAACCAGUAUGAUUUGUAUGAUUUCAAAGGUAAAUAAUGUUCCUGUAUAUAUAGUUUGUGAAACGUAUAAAAUAAGUAAUAAAAUAAUUAUAGAUAGUUUUAGUAUGAAUAAUAUAAAUAAUAAUAUAGAUGUCUAUGAUUAUAUAUAUUUGCAUCAUUAUCAUAAUUCAAAACAUUAUCAUAAUAAUAUUCCAUCUAUAAGAAAAAAUGAUAAAACUGCAGUAGAUUCAGGUUUAGAAUUUAAUAAAAAACUUAAUAAUUUUAUAGAAUCAUAUCCAGAUAUAAAAUCGAAUCAAAUUUUGUUUAGCAAUAUUAAUGAUGGAAAUUACAUAGGAAGCGCAAAUUCCUUGAAUCAAAACAUGAAAUGCCCCAAACCAACUAUUAUUUAUUCUUCAGGAAAUCCCAAUCAAUUUUAUAAAAAAGGAAGAAAAGAAAAUGAAAAAAAACACAAUAUCAAUAAUAUAUGUGAUCCAAAUGAGUCUUCAAAAUAUAAUGAUACAUCUAUAAAAUGCAACCAUGAUAGCAAUAGUUUUGAGAAAAGUAAUGUUCAAAAAUUUAAUGAUAAUCAAUCAUCUCUAUAUAUAGAAAAUAAAAAUGAUCAAACAUCGAAUAAUAUAUUAAAAAAAAAUAUGUUUGCCUUGCAUGAAGAAGAAAAAACAUCUCUUUUUAUAAAAGUUGUUAAAGACAAAAAAAUUAACACACUAAUAAUGAAGAAAAACAGCUACGAAGAAAUAAACAUUAAUAAAAUGAAUCACGAUGAAAUUAGCAUAGGAGAAAAUAAUACAAAUCAAACAAACCCGAGCACGCCUGGUUUGAAACAAAAGGAAACUUCAGUUUUCAGAAACACAGUUAAAGAUGUAAGUAAUGAAAGAAUUGUUUCAACAAAAAGCAUUAUGAAAAUUAUAGAUGAAUCAAAUAAUAAUAAAAAAGUUGAAACUAUAAAUUUAUGUAUUAAUCACAAACACAAUUUUACAAAUGUAUCCAAUGAUUGUAAAAAUAUGAAUAAAAAAAAUAAACAAUUUUAUAAUAUAAAAAAUGAUAAAGCAUUUUAUGAACAAAAAAAUAGUUAUUUCAUUAACUUUAAAAAUUAUUUAGAUAUCUCAUCGAAUAAUUCAAACCCUAAAAUAAAACAAAAUGAAAUUGAAGAAGAAAAAACUUCAUGCAAUAAUGUUUGUGAUUCCAUUUGCAGUUCUAUUGGAAAUUUAAACAUAAAAAAUAUAUGCAGAGAUAGACAUAACGAAACAAAUUUAUUUAGUUCUAUCUUAUCACAUAUUGAUAAAAUAAAAACGAAUACCGAUAAAUCAUUUUAUGUAGCUAAUAUAUGUAACGACGUCACUCCACUUAAUUAUAUUAGUUACAUUAUUACCGAAGUGGGGGUAUAUACAAGUGAAAAUAAAAACUCCUUAAACGUUUUUAUUCAAAAUAAUAUUUAA